This is a messenger RNA of Lachancea nothofagi CBS 11611, 789 nucleotides long. The record is from the annotation of a GenBank genome assembly. NCBI's taxonomy places the organism in Eukaryota, Fungi, Ascomycota, Saccharomycetes, Saccharomycetales, Saccharomycetaceae.
AUGUUUUCCCGUCUUUUUGUUCGUUCUGCUUCCGUAGCUGCCCGUGCUUCUCGUCAAGCUCGCUAUACACCCACUUUGCUCAGAGCUCCGCUCUCUAAGAGCGCCAUCAGACCGCUGCACGUUUCUGCUGUGACUUUCAACAAGAACUGUCAAAAAGUGGCCCAAGUUCUUGAUGGCGAAGUGGCUCUAGAGCUAGAAGAAGACACCGCUAAUUUGCCAGAGUCAGUGCAAGCUUUUUUCGACAAAACUGGUUACUCAGCCGUGAGCUCUCCAGGAAAGAACAUGGCGGAAAUCGUCAACAAGUCCGCCAGAGGUGAGACGGUCCAUGUUUUCUUCGACGUUGCUCAAGUGUCCAACUUACCCCUGGAGACUGCAGGUCUGGAUAACGAGAUGGCCGCACCAUCUGAAGAAGAAGAUUUCGAGGGUAUGGCCGAUAAUUUCGCCAACGUCAACGUCAUCAUCGUCAAAGACGCAGACCAGUCCGCAGUGUCUUUUGAAUUGCUCAUGAAUCUGCAAGAGGGCACUUUCUUUGUCGACAGCGCUACUCCUUAUCAUGACGCUAAGGCUGCCUUGGAUGAAUCUGCUGAGUCAGAGGUUAGCCGUGAACUUGUGUACCACGGCCCUCCUUUCUCCAACUUGGAUGAAGAACUACAAGAAUCUUUAGAGGUGUAUUUGGAAAGCAGAGGCAUCAACGAAGAACUGGCCACUUUUAUUGGCACUUACUCCGAAUUCAAAGAAAACAAAGAGUAUAUUAGCUGGUUACAAAACAUGAAAAAAUUCUUCAAUUAA